Rubroshorea leprosula is the source of this 1997-nucleotide messenger RNA. The record is from the annotation of a GenBank genome assembly. NCBI's taxonomy places the organism in Eukaryota, Viridiplantae, Streptophyta, Magnoliopsida, Malvales, Dipterocarpaceae.
ACAAAGAUAAGGAGAACGUAGGGAGAGAAAUGGUUGGAAGCUGUGCAGGUUUACCACUGGCCAUUGUUGUGCUUGGAGGGCUUUUGGCAACAAAAGAAACAUUGAGUGAGUGGGACAUGGUGAACAGAAAUAUCAGGUCAUAUUUGUCCAGAACUAAAGGGCAUGAACAAGCAAGAUUAUCUGAGGUAUUGGCGUUAAGUUACCAUGAAUUGCCUUACCAAUCGAAACCAUGCUUCCUCUAUUUGAGUCAAUUCCCUGAAGAUUUUGAUAUACCAACUAAAAAGUUAGUUCAGCAGUGGGUGGCAGAAGGCUUUGUGUUCUCACAGGAUGAGAUAGAAGGAGAUGAAACAGUGGAAGAUGUUGCAGAAGGCUACCUACAUAGCUUGAUCAACAGGUGUAUGGUUCAAGUGGGAGUGAGGGGUUCAAUUGGAACAAUCAAAACUUGUCGCCUGCAUGACCUUAUGCGUGAUCUUUGCUUGUUGAAGGCAAGACAAGAAAGUUUCAUGGACAUAAUUAACCACUGGCGUGGGAGUGAGACCCUCGGUGCUUUUUCAUCAUCCAGUGAAAUAAGAUCAAUCAGAAGAAGUCGCAGGCUUUCGAUUCUUUUGAGGGAAGAUGUUGAUGAUCUUAUUUUGCCACAAUACAAAAAAAAUCCCAACCUGAGGUCCCUCUUCUUCUUCCGUUCAAAAAAACACAGAUUAGAUAUCGCAAAGAUAAUGAAUUCUGCAGUUGCCAAGUUCAAAUUGCUUAAAGUCUUGGAUCUUGAAGGAAUUAAAGGACCUAAGGUGAAGUUACCAGCAGGUAUAGGAACUAUGACACAGCUGAGGUUCUUAAGGAUAAAGAAAACUCUUAUAAGAGAGUUGCCAUCAUCUCUGGUCAAUCUGGUGUUGUUGGAAACCCUGAAUUUGCAAACCAUAAAUAAACAUCUAUAUCUUCCAAAGUGGUGUGGUGAUGUAACUGAUAAGUUGCAGCUGGCAAAUUUGAUCAAAUUGCAGACCCUUGUGAACUUUCCUGCCAACAAAUGUGAUGUUAAAGAUCUUCUCAGCUUGACCAAUCUUAGGAAACUUGUACUGAAUGAUGCCAGAUACUUUGGAAACUUUGUCAAAAUCUUUGAUCCUCCAAGAAACACAUUAAACUUCCUCAUGUCCUUGUCUUUGAAGACUGAUAUUCUCUCCUUUCCUGAUAAGGUUGUUGAUCUAAGGCAGCUAUUAUUAGGCUGUCCUCAUCUUUGCAAGCUGCACAUAGAAGGGCGGAUAGAGAACCUACCUGAGUACCAUGAGUUCCCUCCCUACCUUGCCAAGUUAACUUUGUGGGGAUCUAGGCUUCAGGGAGACCCAAUGAAGACUCUGGAGAAGCUGCCAAACUUAAGAUACUUUAGUGGGUGGGAAGUGUUUGUCGGAAAGAAAAUGGUUCGCUCAAGAGAAGGUUUUCCCCAACUCAAGACAUUGCUCCUGCGUGGCCUUCCCAAUUUAGAGGAGUGGACAGUGGAGGAAGGAGCCAUGCAUAGUCUGGCUCGUCUAGGAAUUUCAGAUUGCUAUAAACUAAAGAUUGUUCCUGAAGGCAUGAUGUUCAUCACUACUCUUAAGGAACUGGAGAUUAGAUGGAUGACUAGAGCAUUCAAAAGUCUCCUUCAAGAAGAUGGAGAGGAUUUCUACAAAAUCCAGCAUGUGCCUUCUAUUGUAUUUCUAAAUUGAGAUGGGUGAUCAUCAGGUAAAAAUGUGAUCCUAGUAGAGUUACUGUAGACUUUCAUGUUUAAUAUUUUUGUUUGCUUAGCAUUACUUAAAAUUUUUUGGCAUUUGGCUAAAAUAUGUGCUUAAAAGUUCUAACCUGUAACUGCACCUACUGCUGCUAACAUGCUCAAAUAUUUACCUGUAAAAGAUAAAGUAUGUGAUAAAUUGCCCAUGCACAUAUCAGCUGUAUGACAUGCUAGUUCUGCAAGAGCUUUUUACAUAAAAAUGUUCCCCAGGAUUAGUUCCUCAUAAAAUGGUGAUAGAAAC